UCGCUGGAGACCGGAGACAGUAGCAGUCCCGAGCAGUGCAGGUGAGAAAAAAAAAAAAAAAAAAAAAGCUGGAGGAGGAGGAAGAGGAGGAGGCGUGUUAGCUGGAGUGAGAAAGAGAGUCGGAGAAUGCGGGACUCUUGGAAAAGACGCAUCUACACCCGGUCCAUCACCAAAACAUCCAUCCCGAGCGCGGACUGCAGGAUUACUCCAAACUGAUGUCGGGAUACCAGCUCAACAAAAACAGGUUCUUAGCUCAUUUUCUGAGGUUAUGAAGAAGAUAUGAGGGGAAACUCGUGCUGAAAAGCACUCUCUUUCUUUUAAUAACUUAACGUGAAGGAAUCUGACUGUUUGGCACGUUGCUCCACUGCGGGAGGGUAAGAGGAAAAAAAACGAAACGCAGUUGGAUUGGAAGGUAAGAGAAGGUCCAGCCGGGGCAUCUUUCCACUUAAACAGAUUUUUAUUCUUCAUUGGAGAUGUGAGUUUAUUUUUACACCGGCGUCCGGUGAACUGAGCUGUGUUUUUUUUUCUUUUCCUCUCUCGUGUCUUUUGUGUAGUGGUGCUGCAUUGCAGUUUCUAACUGAAAACCGCGAGGAAAAGCCGCUGUCCCAAAUGUGACUGGAAUAAGAAGAACUUAGAAACGGCAUUGUGAAGUGACAAACAUCAAUAGCUCUCCGUUUUAUGGAGAGGAGAUGAAUGAGGAGAGUGAAGUGGAUUAAUCAAACGCUGAUGAAUUAGUUUUUUCCGCAGCAAGAUGGAUUUUUUAUAUCUUCGAGGCUUGAAGAGCCCCGCAAGACUGCAGAAUUAUUUUCAUAGAAGUUGAAAACCUACCAUUGAGUGUAGGAGGAAAAUAAAAAGAAAAGGAUCUUGCACCGCUGAAGUGAACUACACUUACAGAAGCUUUUCCCCGGACCUCAGGCGGCAGUCCGCAGGGAGCGAUAUAGAGAAGGCAAGAAAGGAUAAAUCAAACACCCACGCUGUGAGGUACACCAGACCACAAAACACCAAUAAAGAAGAGACGAAGCCCCAGCUGGGAAGCAGACUGAGCUGUAAAGGAGAGGCAAGAGGAAGAAAGAGCCAUGCAGAGGCUUGGUGCAGUGCACUCCUCCGCGGCGCAGGCUCUCAGCCUCGUGGUCGUACUGCUGCAGCUGCUGACUCAGCUACCGGGUGCCGACUCAGCUCUCCGGUACCGAGUGGCGGAGGAGGGCCCACCGGAUGUUAAAAUUGGUAACGUGGCCGCAGAUCUGGGCCUUACAGCAGGUACUGGCAGCGGGGAUGUCACUUUCGCCCUCGAGAGUGGCUCAGAGUUCUUCAAGAUUGACAAUGUGACAGGUGAGCUGACAACAGGCCCGCGACGCAUUGACAGAGAGAAGCUCCCGCAAUGCCAGAUGAUAUUUGAUGAAAAUGAGUGCUUUUUGGACUUUGAAGUGUCAGUGAUUGGACCACUGCAGAGCUGGGUAGACCUGUUUGAAGGCCGCGUUGUUAUAACAGACAUCAAUGACAACACACCUUCCUUCCCUUCACCUGUUCUGCAGCUCUCAGUUGAGGAGAAUCGCCCAAUAGGAACCCUGUACCUGCUCACCACAGCAACGGAUAGAGAUUUUGGACGAAAUGGCAUUGACCGAUAUGAGCUCAUCCAAGAUAAUGGAGCUGGGUCAAGUUCAACAAGACGCACAGCAGGAGGAAACCCCAUUACUAGAGUAGAUGGACCUGACCGGAGGGGUAGAAGUGGGGAUAAUGGAGCAGGAGCCAGGAGCAGUGUGUUUGAACUGCAAGUUGCGGAUACACCAGAUGGAGAAAAGCAGCCACAGCUCAUAGUGAAAGGCACACUGGAUCGCGAGCUUAAAGACUCUUAUGAGCUUGUCCUUAGGGUUCGAGAUGGAGGGAAUCCUCCACGUUCCUCCCAAGCUCUACUUCGUGUUUCCAUCACUGAUGUAAAUGACAACAGUCCACAGUUUGAGAGGUCAACAUAUGAAGCUGAAAUGACAGAAAACGCCCCUCCAGGUACACCUGUCCUUCAGGUCAGAGCUUCAGACCGCGAUAUUGGAGUCAAUGGUCAGGUGGAGUAUGUCUUUGGAGCUGCCACUGAAUCUGUAAGGCGACUCCUCCGUCUAGAUGAGGCGACUGGAUGGUUGAGCGUUCUUCACAGGAUUGAUAGAGAGGAAGUGGCACAGCUGAGAUUCACAGUAACAGCCAGGGACCGGGGUCAGCCUCCCCGCACUGACCGCACCACAGUAGUUUUGGCAGUCCGGGAUGAAAAUGACAAUGUCCCAGUUGUAGAGAUAAGAAAGAUUGGACGGAUCCUUGUGCGAGACGGAGCAGCGUUAGUGCCAGAGAAUGUUCUGGUGGACACACCGGUGGCUCUGGUUCAGGUGUCAGACCGAGACCAGGGAGAGAACGGGGUUGUGACCUGCACAGUUGUGGGAGAUGUUCCAUUCACACUAAAGCCAGCAGGUGAAACAGCACUCCCACCCUUACCUGCAGAUGAAGCUUUUGACAGGAACAAGAAAAAGUACUUCUUGCAUACUUCUGCUUUGCUGGACUUCGAGGCCACAAAAGAGUACAGUGUAACAAUUGUGGCAGUAGAUUCUGGCAGCCCCAGUCUGUCCAGUAACAGCUCACUGAUGGUUCGAGUGGUAGACAUCAAUGACCAUGCUCCGACCUUUGCCCAGAGCGUUGUGGAGGUCCACUUUGCUGAGAAUAACUCUCCAGGUGAAAGGGUGAUCACUGUUGUAGCCACCGAUGCAGACAGUGGAAAGAAUGCUGAAUUGGCAUAUUCCCUGGAUCCUGCUUCUAAUGGACCAUUUUACAUAGAUGCAGACAAUGGAGAUAUCCGUGCUUCUGGGGUUCUGGACCGGGAGCAGAGAGAGCGGUAUGAACUGCGGGUUAUUGCAAAGGAUAAAGGCACCCCCUCUUUGCAAGGUUCUGCAACUGUUGUGGUGCAGGUUACUGACCGCAAUGACAACGCGCCAAAGUUUGUUCAAGAAAUCUUCACGUUCUAUGUCAAGGAGAACCUGCUGGCCAACAGUCCAGUUGGGAUGGUCACUGUUACUGACGCUGAUGAAGGCGAGAAUGCAGAACUUAGCUUGUUUGUAGAGAUGGAUGGAGCUGACAUGAAGAUAGCAGGGGAGAAGGUGGAUAGAGUGGAUAGUGACAAUGAGAGAGAAGAUAUGUUCUCCAUUGAGAACAACACUGGAACAAUCUUCUCCUCUGCAUCAUUUGACCGUGAAAAAAUUUCUACCUACACCUUCCGUGUCCGGGCUGUUGAUGGAGGAGAGCCUCGCAAAACUGCCACCGCCACAGUGUCACUUUUUGUGACAGAUGAAAAUGACAACGCCCCUUCAAUAACCUCUCCAGCCAACGAAUCUUAUACCCUACUACCACCUGCCAGUAGUGCCCGCACCAUUGUCAGGACUGUAACAGCUGUGGACUCAGACACUGGCCCAAAUGCUGAUCUGCACUAUGCACUAGUGGGAGGAAAUCCACACAGACUGUUUGAGAUUGGCCACAGCAAUGGAGUGAUCACCCUGGCAGAGCCUUUGGAGCGGCGCCAUAGAGGUCUACAUCGCCUGGUGGUUCGAGUCAAUGAUAGUGGCAUCCCCUCUCUCUGUGCCACAGCACUGGUUCACGUCUUCAUUAAUGAGAGCUUGGCCAAUGCCACCCUAGUGGAUGCACAGGUGGCCCGAAGCAUGAUGGCCCCCUUGUCACUGGACAUCGCAGGGGACCCAGACAAUGAGCGGGCAUUGGGAAAACAGCGCCUCAGUGUGGCCAUCGGCAUCCUGGCGGGUGCCGCAGCAGUCAUCCUGGUUAUUCUCCUUGUGGUCACAGCCAGGCAGUGUGGUGCUCAGGGCAAGAACGGUUACGAAGCUGGUAAGAAGGAGCCAGAGGAAGACUUCUUCAGUCCUUCAGGGGCUCAACCACAGGUCGGAAGAGGUGGGGGAUCAGACCGUGGACGUAAACCCAGACGGGACAAACGUGGCGGAGGAGGUGGUGGUGUGGCUGGAGGAGGAGGGAAGUCAGACAGAUCGCUUUACAGUGGUAUUGCCACAGUCAAUGGCCUUCGUCGCCACGCCAAUGAUGAUGAUGAGGAGGAUUUGAGCAGUGCUAGUGAACGCCUGGCAGCCCGUUACUGCGCAGUGGACGGCGACCCAGGCAGCCCACGCAUGGGUGGUGGCCGGAGACACCAGUCAAGCCCAGAUCUGGCCAGGCACUACAAAUCCAGCUCACCUCUCCCUGCAGUGGAUCUACAGCCCCAUUCACCUCCAGCAGAGGGGAAGAAGCACCAGGCGGUCCAGGAGCUGCCUCCCUCCAACACUUUUGUGGGCAGCGGUGCAUGCGUGGGGAGCGCCGGCUCAAGCAGCAGCAGUAGUGGUGGCAGCGGCAAUGCAGAUGCCAUGUCCUUAGGAUCUGACCAGUGCUCAGAGUACGGCUGCCAGACUGGGAACAAGUACAGCAAACAGGGGACCCUUCGUCGGGUGACCUUCUCUGUUGUGAACCAACCCCAGGAAGGUGGUUGCUAUGACAGCGGUGUGGAAGAUUCAGAGACGCCGAGCAGCAAGAGUUCCUCAGGCCCACGGCUAGGAGCCCUGUCGCUUCCCGAAGAAGGCUACGAGCGAACCACACCGGAGGGCAGCGUGGGGGAAGAGGAGCAUGUGGAGAAUGAUGCCAGACAGCUGCCUGAUGUAGCUCUGACAGGAAAGUGCACUCGAGAGUGUGAUGAGUUCGGCCACUCUGACACGUGCUGGAUGCCCGUCCGCCCUUCGCCACGGCAACGUCAGCGCCACGGCAGUGACCCCCCACGACUCUCAACUUUUGCCCCAGGAGAUGACAACAACAAUCUCCGUGGUAACAACCACGAGAGCGACAGCGAGAGUGCUGGCAGUGCAGGAAGCUCUGAACCUGGGGUGGUGGUCAGCGGAGAAGGUCAAAGGCUACCUUUAGCCAACGGGGAUCCUCUUGGCACCCUGGGUCGUGGAGACCGCAACAGGAACGUGGGCGAUCACAACCGUAACCUACUGAACCGCAAGAUGACUUCAGCGUCCUACGACACAUUCAGCAGUGCAGGCUUCGGGAGGCGCCAGCCAGAGGAGGAGGGAGGAGAAGGCCAGAACCAACCCGAGGUCAUACCACUGACCCGGACUGGAGGGGACUACAAGACAACGUCCUGCCUCACGUUGUCCCGCCGUGAGGUCUACCUGUGACGGCCACACUGUAGAGCAGUUCUGACCACACUUGAAACUGAGAUGGGAAAAUAUCAAAAAAGAUCAUCUCCAAACGCCUUUAUCAAACUCUUAACUUUUGGACUAAUACUCAUAGGCACUUAAGUCACAAUAAACUCUUUAGAGUGCUUUGAGUCUUUCUAAAAACAAAAAAAACAACAAAAAACGUUUUUUUUAACAACUACUGUAAGCUACCUACAGGCAAAGACUGUAUGUUUAUAUAGAAGAGGACAAUCUUCUCUUUUUUUCCUUUAUAAAAUCCAAUGCAUGCCUAACCCUUUGACCACAAAGGUAUCUUUGCAAAUAAGAUAGAUUAAAACUGUGUACAUCAUGAUGCAUUAAAAGCCUGGUUGCAUCUUAAAACAGUCCAAAUUUGGACUCAACUAAUGAACCAUCUGCUGAAAAGCCACUGAGACUCCAUCCUGUCAGAAAAGAUAAAAAGAAGUUACGGGUCUUUGAAUGAGUAAUUUGGAUCUAAUUCCAACCAAUCAAACUUUCUAAUGCCUAAUCACCUGUAUCAUAACACAGGUGGGAUAUAUUAACCAGUUCCAUGAGAAUCUUGCUUCGUAAACAGUGUCAAGUCUGUUCUAUAAAAACAUGAAUCAAAGCAAACAGCAACAAGGUAAAACAAAGACCUUUUUUUAAUGUACUCAGUACUAUUUCAGAAUACAAGGUUUUCAUAGAGUCUCUAGUGCCACAGUAUUCUGAUGUGUAUGAAAAUGUUUCAUUAAUUUUCCUUUACACCCAGUCUGUAUGUAUAUAUCAUGUGUGUAUUUGAUAAAACAGCAGCAUUCUGUUUACGCUGCUGUCCGCCAUUUCAGAACAGACAGUGGUGCCGAGUUCAUGUCACAUCUCCUGUGUCCUAAUGUAAGCGCUCUCAUACACAUGCACAUACAUAUAUACACAAUGCAAGCAUGCAAACACGUAUACACUCAAACAUUAGCAUGUAAACUCCAACUCAUACAGUGCAUUUAGAGAAUCUCAACACACAUGUAGAGAGCCACACUUCAGUUUUAGUGGCUGUGUAACAUAAAGUUUACCUUAAGCUGCAUUCACUUCAGACUACAGAAAAAGUUUUCACACAUGAAUGCACACAAACAUACAAACAUAUUAAAACUUAACCAGAAACUUAAACAGGUAUUGAGAUGUACUGACCAAUCCGUUCAUACGCAAGCGUGUGUAUGUGCGUUCAAUCAUAAUUUUUUAGCACAUUGCCUCAUUGAACUAGCUGUAGCAUUUUGCCUGCUCUUCUCCAGCCAGUAUUUAAACAUGAAGUGUAUCUAAAUAAUUACUCAUCUCGCUGACUGAUGUGUGUGGAUACAUUAAAGAGAAUUUCAAUGACAUCUACUGUAAGUAAUUGAUAGAAAAUGUUGGUGCAGGAGAUAUUCUGCAUACUGUAAGUAGGACUCAUAUAAAAACCAAAUCUCUGCUUUUUCUGUAAGAAAAAAAAAAGACAGGAUAAAAAACUUUGCAUGACAGAAAUAUGAUGCAGAUUAUUUUUCUCUCUCUUUUGUAAACCUCAUACUUUUUUGGACAGCACAGUUAUUUGGAUACAUCUGUGCUAAGUGAGUGCUCUCAGGGGGAAAUAGGGAUAGUGAUGAGAGUUUUAGUUUCAGUGGCUGAACAUGUUUGGACCUUUCUCUCAGUUUUCCACAGCCCUGGAUUUAGCACAAAGUGUGCCAGAGGCUGUGACUAAAAAGAACAUGUUGUAGAGUGAGAGAAACUGAGAGAGUGCAGGGUUCUGCCAUUACCUGUUCUGCUGCACAGCACGGACCUGGGCGCACCCAUACCGCUGUGCUGAACUGCACAGAUAACAGACUCCUUCACAUUCGUCCUUCCAGUCAGCUGCUGCGCGACUUCCAACACACUCUGCUGCAUCGGGCUGAAGAGUGGGUGUGGAUCGAGGCCAACACAUCUUAAUUCCCAUCAUCAGUGUGUGUGGCUCAGUGGUGUGAUAGGGAUAAUAGGGUUAGGUCGUCCCUGCGGUCUUAAUGAGUUUCCUUUCUCCUCUCUUUUUCUCCCGUGAUCUGCACUGAUCUCAUUAAUGUUUGGAUAGGUGAAAGGAGCACUGCUGGAAACUGCCAGUAAACGUGCCUCUUCAUUUUUUCUAGUUGUAGCAGAUCAGAGGCAGAGAACAUUACCUUGUUAAGGAAAUGAGGGGGAAAAAAAAGAACAGCACCCAACUCAGGUGUGCAACAGUGACUGACAGAUAACUCAACAUCUGGGGCAAUGAAAUAGUUGUAAUCAUGACACCUGCUUACAUUUGAAAGGAGUCAUUAGGAUGAAGCAUUCUGUCUGUGUGUGACCACACUUUGUAAACCUGUAUAUACUUUUAACUUUACUACUCUGUGAAAACUCUUAAGCUUUGAGGCCACUGAUGCAUUUACUCCCUUGCCUUCAUUACCCCAGAAAAAUAUCAACCAACAUUGGCUGUUUAUUGAGCUCUGUUUUGAUGGACUGUACUGAAAAUUCACAAAGUUCAAAGCUUUUGAAUUUCUGUGUUCAUGGAGACUUGGUGUUGACAAGCUGAAAACAAAAUUCCAAUAACCUGCAGCAGUACAGAUUCUGAGAAACUAAAGGACGCAUGGUCUUGCUGUGGAAUCAAAGCAUUGGGAUACAUUUGUCUCAGGCCUUAGAAAGGAGGGAAGAACUUGGGGAGAGACUUGUUUUGGAAAGAGACUCUUGACACAGCCUUGUCUCCUCAUCGUGGCACAUAUUUCUUCAGACUGCUGUUUUAUGGCAGCUCCUCUAUGGCACAUUUCAAACCCUCGAAUCUGGAUUUAGGGGAUCUUGCUGUACAUGAAUCUGUGUGGAUGUGUACUUUUUUUUUUUUUAUACUGCACGUUUAAAUGUUAAUAUGUUUCAGUCUACUGCAAAGUAACGAGGGAAGCCAGACAGAGAAGGAGUCUAUUACCCACUAAUCAAGUAAUUUUUUUAUAAAAGGACGCUUCGAUGGACAUCAUGUACCCGUCAUUCCCUCUCAUACUGCUAUCCUUGCCAUGUACAGAUUAAGCUACACUGUAGAAAGAACAACUGGAAACCAUAACAGACAAUGGCAUGCUUAAGGUUCAAAUCUGCACUCGAGAAAAAAAAAGAAAAAAAAGAAAGAAAAAAAUGUAUUUUUACUUUCUUCUUUGAUUUCUCUUCUUAAGGAACUCGCUUAGUUUGUUUUUUUUUCUUCUUCUUCUUUCUGCUGCUCCCUUCCUGUAAUUACAUGAUGAACUAAUUGCAUUUGCUAUGAUGAGGAAGAAGAGAAGCUGUCAACGAUCGGUUUGGUAUGAAGAUGAAUCAUGUAAAAGUUUGACUUUGGCAUUAAAAACUUCAAACCCUC
Molecule: messenger RNA, 8547 nt
Organism: Melanotaenia boesemani (Boeseman's rainbowfish)
Lineage: Eukaryota; Metazoa; Chordata; Actinopteri; Atheriniformes; Melanotaeniidae
Gene: pcdh7a
Product: protocadherin 7a
Exons: 5
Coding region: 1077-5198 (1373 amino acids)
Biological process (GO): homophilic cell-cell adhesion
Cellular component (GO): plasma membrane
Molecular function (GO): calcium ion binding
Source: RefSeq, a predicted model, not a curated record